AUGGGUCGAGCUAUUGUGAACAAGGUUAUGGACAAUCCUAAAUGCACCCCUAAGACUAUUUCCAUAGACAUAAACGGUGAAUUUUCUGCUAAAAUGACUUACAUGCAAUCGUGGAGAGCUAAGGAGUGUGCACGUCAUAUCAUUGAGGGAAAUCCCAAGGAUAGCUAUAUUUUAGUCCCGUGGUUAUGUGAACGAAUAGCAGAAUAUAUUCCCGGGACAAUUACAUCGUGGGAGUGCACGGAUGAUGGGAGAUUUAAGCGAGUGAACAAUGCUUGGUGCAACGGGGUUCGAUGCGAUGAUGGCUUGUGGCCUUUGGCGUAUGCUGUUAUUUCUUCUGAGAAUGAUGAUGAUUGGCAUUGGUUCUUGAGCAAGGCGAAAGAGAUUCUAGAUGGUUGCAUUGUGACAAUCUUAACCGACAGGCAUCGGAGCCUAAUAAGCUGUAUUAGAGAUAUUUUUGGCUCCCAGUACCACUCAUGGUGUCUUCAUCACCUAACGGCGAAUUUUUCUACAUCCAUUCUUGGGAGACAAAGUUUAGGAUCGGGUAAAGAACAAGCAAAAAAAUUACUCGAUAAAAUUGCAUAUGCUCGAACUGUAGAUGAGUAUGAGAAUGCAUUGGCUGCCAUGUGGGUAUUUCGAGGGGAGUUGUGCGAUUGGGUUUUGGCGAAUUCACCUGAACAUUGGUCAAAUGCUAUGUCUACUUCCAAACGUUGGGAUAAAUUAUACACCAAUCAAGCAGAGUCCUUCAAUGCAUGGGUGAAAGAAGAGAGGGUUUUUUCAAUCAUAAGGCUGAUGGAUACACACAUGCAAAGACUCAGUAAAUUUUUAUACCAAAAGAGUUUGGACAUUCAGAAGUGGACUAUCCCGGUUGGGGAUCGUAUUGAGGAGAAAAUCCAAAAAGAGCAAGAGUUAGCACUUGGUUUUCAGUCGAUGCGUGUUUUGCCUACUGAGUGUACAGUAUAUAAUCGAGACAGAAAACCAUUCAGGGUGGUAUUUGGCAGUGAAAAUUCUUGUAGUUGUUUGAAGUGGACCAUGAGUGGGAUUCCUUGUUCUCAUGCAUGCUAUGCCAUCCAUGAAUUAUCUUUAAAUAUUUAUGAGAUGGUUGAUCCAUGGUUUAGGGUUGAAACACAACAAAAACUAUGCGAACAUCUCAUGUCUUCUGUCCCCAUGCAUGAUAUGCCGAAUCUAGCUGUUGUUGUUAUUGCUGCUGCUGCUGACGGUGAAGGUGCUUCCCAUCUUAGGCCUCCUACAGUAACACGUCCCCCUGGAUGA
Molecule: messenger RNA, 1269 nt
Organism: Cornus florida
Lineage: Eukaryota; Viridiplantae; Streptophyta; Magnoliopsida; Cornales; Cornaceae
Exons: 2
Coding region: 1-1269 (422 amino acids)
Molecular function (GO): zinc ion binding
Source: RefSeq, a predicted model, not a curated record